UGCGCGAAAUCUGAUUAGUGCUGGACACCAUGGAACAUCCUGAUCACUGGAGACCCUUGUGUUUUAAUGCACUUGCUGUGGAUUGGGGUCAUCUGGAGCACAGUGUUAGCCUUGUUCAGGAGCGCUCGUGCUGAAAACACGGUUGUUUGCUUUGCUUAUCUGCAGGCUAACCGAGGAAACUUCACUAGGAAUACCAGUGUGUGUGUGUGUGUUAGUUAAUGUGCAUGCUUCUCUAUGAACUUGUCUCCAUGCACUAAUUGUCCAGACACUGUGUUCGACCAGCAAAGUUAUUUGUUUAUUUUUUUUAUAUGUCAGCUUUUUUGUUUGUAGACUUUGUGUAGUGGCAUGCUCAGACUGUAGACACGGGAUGGUGGGGAAACUGUGUUGCCAACUUUUUUGUUUGUUUGGUUUUCAGGGAAAGUAGGUAAUGCAUGUCCAAAAAGUUAUUAGAAGUCGCCGGAUGACGUCACAGACGUCUGAUUCGCAGUAUUCACUGAUUAUUUUUGCAAAGUGUGACAGGAGUGAGGAAGAUUUUCUGAUGACACUUAAAACAGAACAGAGUUAUCAGAAUAGAGAAUGAUAGAUAGAAUGAUAAUCUUGUUUGAUUGUUUGUUUUUUUUGAGGGGGUGGAUGGGGGCACUCCGGUUUCCUCCCCCAGUCCAAAGACAUGCGCUGUAGGCUGAUAUCACACCGUCCAGGGUGUCCCCCGCCUUGUGCCCCGAGUCCCCUGGGGUAGUCUCCGGGCUCCCCGCGACACUGCGUAGGAUAAGCAGUACAGAGGAUGGAUGGAUGGAUGGAUGGAUGGAUGUUUGGGCACAGCACCACAGACUAUUUAUGUGUUUACAAAAGUCUAAAAGUUUCUUUCCAGAAUGCAGACAAAAUAAAGCAGUUGUAGUGAGCGGUCAGAGAAAUGAUGGAAUGAAAGGAUGGAAUAGCUCGCUUUCAUUACUUGUAAAUAUCACCAUGGUGAGAGUUUAAAAUGAAGAACAAAGGAUUGAAUGGGUGGGAAAAACAAUAGUGCUCAGUGAUCGGUAUUUGGGACCAGUGGUGAUUAGUGAUUAGUCAUUAUCAAACGAAGGUCUUCAGUGAUUGUUGGGAACAAUGGUGAUCAGUGAUUGUUUGUUGGGAACAAUGGUGAUCAGUGAUUGGUUGUUGAGAACAAAGGUGAUCAGUGAUUGGUUGGUGGGAACAGUGAUGAUCAGUGAUUGGUUGGUGGGAACAGUGAUGAUCAGUGAUUGGUCAUUGACAAACAGUGGUGAUCAGUGAUUGGUUUUUGGGAAUGGCUCAUGCAAGCGCAGCUUAGUCAGGCUUUACACAGUGCUCUCAACUUGUUUAACCAGCAGCUGUGAUGUGAGCAGGAGCGCCAUAUCAAGUACAGCGCAGUUACGAAUGUCUGCUUAAAAAGAUGCAAGAUUUGUCACUAGGCCAUUUAAAAUUUUUUUAAAUAAAGUCACUAAAGUGGUCUAAAAUUCACCAAAUCUAGUGACAGAGAUUUUAUUUUAGCAACACUGGGCAAAAGCACAGUAAGAGGGGACUGCAGGUGCAGAAUAUCUGAACUGUUCCCUGGUGCAAAAUGAUCAAUGAUGGCUGCUUAAUGACAUUACAUGAUUGCCUUCAUAGUUGUUCUUGCAUGAACUGCACAGGAGUGAUAAAGUUUUCUGAGAUGGGGUUCGAGGUGAGAGUUCGGGUGAUGAUGUGGGGCGACGAGGCUGUGUUUAAGGCUGGCGGCUGCCACCCUGUGCCACUCAUAUGAUCAAACCCUUCCUUCGGUCAGAAACUUGAGCGUUCUUUAAGAGGGGAAAGUUGGAUUGAAGUUGACUGUUGACUUACACUGUACAAAUUUCGGCCCUUAUUAUUCAAGCUCACUUUGAAGAAUGUUUAUUUAAGCCUGUUGUUUGCAUUAGCACGUUAUCUAACCAGCAUAAGGGGAAAAAAAACCUAAUUGGAUUAUUGCAAUUAUCUAACCAGUGUAUGAAAAAAAAGUUUUUUUUAUCACACUUCAUUAUAUUAUACCAACAGAACAAUAUCAAUAUUUACUAUAACCAUGUUUAUUUAUAUGCAAAUCAUGUGUAUAUUUAGUUUAUUGUUAAAUAUAGUCAGAAUUAGACUGUAAAUAAAUGAAUAAACAUCUCACCACAUGAAGCAAACCAAACAGACCUUUAAGCCCAGGGGCAGCAUUAGGAAUUCGCAGCCCUCUCACAGAUCUGUCUGGACUUGUUGGAAUCUGCAUGGACUAAAAUGAAAAGCCUAAAAGCGAAGUUCAGGAAGACUGAUACCAACGAAUGGAGCAAAAAUGAUGAGCGUCUCCUGAGCGCUGUGGAGCAUGGAGAGACGGAGAAGGUCACCUCGCUCCUGGCCAAGAAAGGAGCCAGUGCCACCAAACUGGAUGGCGAGGGCAAAUCAGCUCUGCAUGUUGCAGCGACUCGGGGUCAGGCCGAGUGUCUCGCCAUCAUCCUGGCCCAUGGAGCUGAUGUGUCUGUAGUGGACGCUGCAGGUUUUAGUGCUUUACACCUAGCUGCCAAAAACAACCAUCAGGAAUGUGCCAAAAAACUCAUACAGAGUAAAUGUGUGUUAGAUGCUCUGGACAGCGGUGGGAGGACUGCUCUUCAUCACGCAGCUGCUAAUGGAAACGUUGUGAUUGUUCAACUCCUGUGUGAGCACAAGUGUCCUGUGAAUUUGAAAGAUAUGGACGGAUUCACACCGUUGCUGUUGUCAGCGAGACAUGCCCACACAGAGGUCUGUGGCAUCCUGCUGGACUGGGGAGCCAACAUCAACGCCUGUGACAGGAAUGGCAGGAGUGCUGUCAUGCUGGCUGGAGAGAGCAGCUGCGUGGCAGCUGUGGAGCUUCUCGUGCACAGGGGAGCUGACCUACGCCUGCUCGACUCACUAGGACACGAUGUGCUGCACUACGCCAAGCUGUCGGGCAGCGCCGAGGUCCGAGCUGUCAUCACCGCCGCCCUGCAGCGCCACCCAGCCGAAUCAGCAGAUAAGAAUACACCCAGAAGCCAGCAGCAUGAUCACACGGCUAAGCUAAACGAUGAGAGGAGCACAACCCCAAAAAAACGAAAAGCACCCCCUCCUCCUAUUAGCCCUGUGCAGUUGCUGGAUGUCAUGUCUCCACCAUAUGUGACCCCGAAUGAAACUCCGGUGUCAAGUAAAGGUGACAAGAGGUUCAAUUACAAGGAGGAGGAGCUGAGGAGUUUGUCGCUGUUGAGAGAAGAGAUCGAGAAGCUCCAGGAAGAGAAGAGCAUGCUGCUGGAGACCAUUGAAGAUCUGAAGCAGAUUAUGGAGCAGACUGAGCCCAAGACUGAACGCUGUGAAAACUCAGCAUUGCUUGCAGCCCUUCAAGCCAAGGUGGCCUCACUCUCAUUGGAGAACCAGCAGCUUGCCCAGAUCAUCAAGAAGCGUCCACCUCCUCAAGGUGAAGAAGGCCAGGAGGACUCACGCCCAAACAGUAUCGACUCCAACAUAUCAUACCACUCCACACGUGCUGAAUUUGAUCUCUCCAGUGAGCAGGAGCUCUCUGAGGUCUCAGCUUUUAAGCAUGAAGAAGUGAGCGAGCCCACAAAGGUAGUGUAUGAGGAAGAAAUCGCGUUGCUUAGGGAUGCGCUGCAAAGCCUGCAAGUUGAACUGGAUGAGUCAAGGCUGGAGAACCGCUCCCUACAGGCCAGACUCGAGCUCAACUCUCAUACAGGGGAAAUUAGAAAUCAAGGCCUGUCUGAAAGCACAGCCGAGCUCAAGGCCAAGCUGGCAGACAUGCAGAAAAAGCACCAGGAAGUGGUGUCAGAGCUGGAAACCCUCCGGAUGGAGAGGUCGAGAGUGGCACCUGCAGGAUCUCCAAGCCAAGAUGAUCAAGUACUACAAAAGUUUCAGUAUUUGAAAGGCUGUCUUGAGCAGGAGGUUAAAGAUCUGAAGACAAAGCUGGACAAGUUGCAGGAAGAGAAGACGCAUGACGCCCAGUUGAUAAAAGAACUGGAGGCUCGACUCGAGAGUGAGAGUCAGGAACUGAAAAACUCCUACAGCAUCCUGGUGGAGAACAUCAAUCAGGAGAAGGCUCUGUUGAUUGAGAAGUACGAAGAGGCUCAGGAUGAGAUCAAGAUGCUUCAGGAAGCCCUGCGUGGCACCGUGUCCGUCGAGGCUGCCGCUAAAGACUUUGAUGAGAUGAAGGCAGAGAUGGGCGACAUUAUUGAAGGACUCCAGAAGCGAUUGUUGGAGCUCUCGAAAUCCUACAGCGAGGCAAAAAAUGAACUUGCAGAAGCCCGAACCCAGCUCCAGGCCAAAGCCUUGGAGACCAAGCAGCUAUCACAGGCAGUAUGUUUGACUAAAGAGCAGCAUGAGGAAAAAUUGCAAGAGCUGACACUUAAGAUGAAGGAUGUGCAGAAUUCGUCAAAGGACACUGAAGUCAAGUAUCAGUCAGCGCUGAAAGAGAUUUCACAACUCAAACAGGAUGUGGAAAUUCAGGCCAAGUCCUCAGUGAGCAUUGCAGACCACACUCAGGUCGUGGCCUCAUUAGGAACCGCCAUCAAGAACUUAGAAUCCGAGGUAGACGUCCUUAAACAACAGCUCACGCAGAAGACCUCACAGCUGGACGCCUUACAAAACAGACCUGCUGUGGAGAAGGACACGACUCCAAAUGAUUGUGUUUCCAAAAUGGAACAUGAGCAGAUGAGAGAGUCCCUGGAGCGCAAGAUCAAUCACCUCACCCAGCUUCUUCAGGAUGCUCUGAGGAAGCAGGAUGAGAUGGCACUAGAGGUGACUGCUGCCUGGCAGGAGGUGAAAGAUGGCAAGAAUGAGAAAGAGGCAGCGCAGAAGCUCGCUGUAGCGAGAGAGCAGGAGAAUAACGCGCUGAGCGGGAAGUGCAGAGAGGCUCAGGAAGCCAUUACACAGCUUAAAAAGCAGGUGGAAAAUCAUGUGAACUCAGAAAGAGAGAAGAAUAAAAAGAUCGAUGAUCUGUCAAAAGAGGUGGGGAAGUUGAAGGAGGCCCUGAACAGCUUGUCCCAGCUCUCAUACACAACAAGCAGCCCGAAAAGCAGACAGCAGAGCCAGCAGGUCGAUUCUCUCCAACAGCAGAUCAAGCAGCUGCAGUACCAACUGUCUGAGUCUAAAAAGAGGCACCAUGAAAUUGUUUCCGUGUACAGAAUGCACCUCCUCUACGCUGUUCAGGGUCAGAUGGAUGAAGAUGUACAAAAGGCCCUGAAACAAAUUCUGGUGAUGUGUAAAAUACCAUCGGAAGACAAAUGAUGGCACUAAUGUGUUCCUCAGAGCCUGACUAAAUAACAGUGGUAUAGGAAACUUGCACUUGUAUUGAGAAUUUGUCUGGAUUAAAAGGAAUCGUCAGUCCUUCCUACAUCUCUGGGG
Molecule: messenger RNA, 5358 nt
Organism: Pangasianodon hypophthalmus (striped catfish)
Lineage: Eukaryota; Metazoa; Chordata; Actinopteri; Siluriformes; Pangasiidae
Gene: rai14
Product: retinoic acid induced 14
Exons: 18
Coding region: 2239-5241 (1000 amino acids)
Molecular function (GO): actin binding
Source: RefSeq, a predicted model, not a curated record